AGUUGAUUACAGACCGGUUGCGUCAGAAGGUGUCAGUUGGAGAAGUUUUGAGUUUUUGCCAAAAAAUAAACAUAAACAUGGCUCACACUACCGUUGAUAAAGGCGAACUUAUGGACCAGGUGAAGCAACAAAUUGCCGUUGCCAAUGCACAGGAGUUGCUCACACAGAUGACCACAAAAUGCUUUAAGAAGUGUGUUAACAAGCCUGGAACCUCGCUCGAUGCAUCGGAGCAGAAAUGCGUAUCCUUGUGCAUGGACCGCUUCAUGGACUCAUGGAAUCUAAUUUCUCGGACCUAUGGCAAAAGGUUACAACGUGAGCAAUCAAAUAUGUGAGCUAGAGACGCUGCUGAUGUGGCGUACGACUGCACUUGGGGCGCUAUUCGUUGUUAAUAGUUAGUUCUACUUAGUUCUACUCGUUGUAUAAACAAUAAAAACAAAAAAACAAAAUGUU
This is a messenger RNA of Drosophila navojoa, 450 nucleotides long. Its product is annotated as mitochondrial import inner membrane translocase subunit Tim13. NCBI's taxonomy places the organism in Eukaryota, Metazoa, Arthropoda, Insecta, Diptera, Drosophilidae. The record is from RefSeq and is a predicted model, not a curated record.